AUGCACGGAGAGGAGGAUGAGGUGUCGGACGUGGAAUCCAUCGAGGAUGCCGUCUUCGACAUUGAUGCCGCCAGCGACGACGACUCCGAGGACGAGGAGUUUGCCGCCGAUGAGCGCUACGCCGCACUCGCCCGGCAAGCAAAGACUCUGGAGGCCAAGCUUCGCAUCGCGCGUGGCGAGAAGGAUGAGGGCGAGAGCGGGAGCGAUGAUGAGGAGGAGGAGGGUAAGCACGGCGAGGGGCGAUGGGGCAACAAGCGGGCAUACUACGACGCCGACAACAUUGAUCUGGAGGGGUCCGAGGAGGAGGACGCACUGCAGGAGGAGGAGGAGGAGGCCCGUCGCCUGCAGAGCGCCGUGCUGUCGGGCCUGGACCCCGAGGACUACGGCGUGGCGGAGGGAGGAGACUCUCCCUCCUCCAGCGAGGACGGCAGCGAGGGGGAGGGCGCCGGGGACGUGGAGUUCGUCCCACGCGACAUCGCGGGCCUGACAGAGGCGGAGCGCGCCGCCGCGGCCGCGCAGGCCGCGCCCGAGCUGGCGGGCCUCCUGGCGGAGCUGCGCGGGUCGCUGGCGGAGGUGCGCCACCGCGUGGGCCCGCUGCUGAAGGAGGUGCGGGAGGGGGAGCUGGCCACGGCGGAAGGCCUGUCCUACCUGGAGGCCAAGCACCUGCUCCUGCUUCAGUACUGCAUUGGCAUCGUGGUGUACCUGCUGCUGAAGGCGGAGGGGCGCCAGGUGGCGGGUCACCCUGUCAUCGCCCGCCUGGUGGAGAUCAAGGCCUACCUGGAGAGGCUGCUGGCCGCCGCGGAGGAGGAGGCCGCGGAGCAGGCGCGGGUGGGCGGGACGGGGCUGUACCGCCCGCCCCGCCUCAACCCCGUGUCCAUGGAGAUGGAGGAGGGGCGCGCCACGGAGCGGCAGGAGCGGCACCUGGUGCACAAGGCGCGUCGCGCCGGCCGCAGCACGCUGCUGUCGGAGAUCGCGCGCGAGGUGGAGGGCGCGCCCGAGGAGCUGCGCGAGACGCUGACGGGGAUGGACAGCGCGGCGGCGGUGCGCCAGCGCCACCGCCUGGCGGCACGCGAGGCGGUGGAGGAGGACCUGAUGCUGCGCGUCCCACUGAGCCGGGAGGAGGGCAAGGCGCAGCGCGCAGCGCGCCGCGCGGGCCUCGCCGGCGCUGCGCUGCUGGACGACUUCCGCGAGGAUGUGGCGUCGGUGCUGGAGGGCGGGCUGGGCGGCGACUUCCAGCGCCACCGCACGGGGCAGCGCUGGGGCGGGGACGCCUCGGCCGCCGGCGCGGCCCGGCCGCGGUCGGGCGACGCCGACCUGCCGGCACGGGAGCCGCUGGCCAAGCGCCGCGCCGCCUUCGACAGCGUCGCGGCCAAGAAGGCGCAGCGCACGAGCGGCGAGAAGUCGGCCGGCGGCGAGCUGGCGCGCACGGAGGACGAGUUCUACGCCUCCGUCAAGGCUUCCAAGGCGGAGGCACGGCGUGUGGCAAAGGAAGCAUACAAGUACCCAGACACCCAAGUGCCGCUGGAGGAACCCCAGGCCCCGGGUGCCCGCGGGAUCACCACCGCCAUCGAGAAGAAUCGCGGGUUCACCCCGCACCGGCGUCGGGAUCUCAAGAACCCGCGCAAGAAGAACAGGAUCAAGUUCGACGAAGCCACUGUGCGGCGGAAGGGGCAAGUCCAGGGCGUAAAGGCUGGCGCAGCUGGGAGCUACGGCGGAGAGGCCACCGGCAUCAAGUCUCGCAUCUCCAAGUCUGUCAAGUUCUGA
Messenger RNA from Auxenochlorella protothecoides, 1764 nucleotides. Its product is annotated as Something about silencing protein 10. The transcript is spliced from 8 exons. The record is from RefSeq and is a predicted model, not a curated record. Bases 1 to 1764 code for a protein of 587 amino acids. Gene Ontology annotation, biological process: maturation of SSU-rRNA from tricistronic rRNA transcript (SSU-rRNA, 5.8S rRNA, LSU-rRNA). Gene Ontology annotation, cellular component: nucleolus; small-subunit processome. NCBI's taxonomy places the organism in Eukaryota, Viridiplantae, Chlorophyta, Trebouxiophyceae, Chlorellales, Chlorellaceae.